Emiliania huxleyi CCMP1516 is the source of this 2290-nucleotide messenger RNA. RefSeq lists its product as hypothetical. The record is from RefSeq and is a predicted model, not a curated record. The transcript has 2 exons. NCBI's taxonomy places the organism in Eukaryota, Haptophyta, Isochrysidales, Noelaerhabdaceae. Bases 15 to 2171 code for a protein of 718 amino acids.
CGCGUCCGUACCAAAUGGUGUGGCGCCUUCUCCUUCCCGUCGCCGCGGCCACCGCCGGUGCCUCCUCCACGUCCUCCCUCGCUGCGGCCACCGCCGGUGCCUCCUCCACCUCCUGCUGCUCGACGCUCCAGGCCACGGUCGCGCUCUCCGUCUGCGAGGCGCCGUGGUGGCAAUGGAUCCCUCCCGCGGCCUUCUUCCUCCCUCGCGAGUGCUGGGCCGAGCUCUUCGUGCCGAAGCGCCAGCAGAUGGAGUUUGAGCGCUCCGUCCUCCAGACCCGCUGGGGCUCGCCCGUGUGGGUCAACCGUGAGGGCGGCUUCUUCGCGCCGACCAACCCGAUCUACCUCUUCGCUCGGUGGGUGGUGCACGCUCGAGUGAGCGACGGGCAGGCCGCGUACCUCUUUGCCGGCACGGACGGCUCGUGGCAGAUUGGCCCCUCCUUCACCGAGCCUGGAACGGACGCCGUCCUCCGCUCCGAGGCGCCGGCAGCGUGCGCCGAGGAUGCCGCUUGGGAGUUGGCGGACGAGGCGGCCCACCAGGCGGAGGAGCGGCUCUCGCAGCCGAUCGCAACCAUACGCGCCUCCGUCUCGUGCCCUGCGCCGCCGCCUCCGCCGCUCGACGCCGAGCCGCCCUCGACGCCCUCGCCGCACUCCCCCCCUCCCCCGCCGCCCUCGCCGCCCUCGCCUCCGCCGCUCUCCAAGCCAGACGGCCUCCCUCCGCCGGUCAAGGUGCUGCGCCAGUCCCUGCCCCUCGACCCGGUGUGGCUCUUCCCGAAGGCGAACGCGGCGGUGAUCCCCGCCCUCGCAAAGGCCUUCGGGGUCCCUCCCUGGGACGUCGCGCUCGAGGCUGACAACUCCACCUCCCCGCCCCGCGUCUCCCUCGUCCUCACCCCUCGAGACGCGGCCGCCGCCUCGCGCGCCGAGGCGCUGCUCGCCGUGUCGCGCUCGGCGGCGGGCUUCUCCGCCGGCGCGGUCGGAAGCCUCUCCAGCCACCCGGUCACGCGCGACGCCUUCUACCUCGCCGCCUUCCUCGGCUCGCUCGCCAAGGCUGCCUCGGCCGGCGGCGCGACCGGCAGCCAGACGUGCAGCGGCUCGUGCGAGUACGGAGGGUACGGCUGCAUGGAGAAACAGGGCGCCGAGUACAACGACGGCUUUUGCCUCAAGCUGUGCGUGCCGGCCGAGCCUUACCGCGGCGGCGCCGUCAUCAACCCGGUUUGCGUCGACGCCCCUCCGCCGGGCGUCGGCGACGACGCCGAGGGCACCGUCGUUGUGAACGAGGACGAGGCCCUCUUCUGGGGCGAGGGAGUGCAGGGAGGGGGGGGCGAGGCCGGCUCGGCGGCCCCGCCGCCGGCGCCCCCCUCGCCCCCCUCGCCCCCCUCCCCGCCUCCGGCGCCCCCCUUCCGCGAGUGGGCCCGAGUCGGCGGCCUGCUCUGCCCGUCGGAGUGCGUCGAGUACGGAGGCCCGGCCGGCGCCUGCGACGAGCGGACGGAGGAGGAGGGGUCGGUCUGCUACGUCCCUUCGGUGAUGCGCCUCGUCAAGGGGCGCGAGGAGCCGUACCGCUGCUCCUACGAGACGGCUGCCGUCGGCUGGUCGGGAGGGCACCUUACCGCGCCCCUCAACCACCCGGGCUUCGACGCGGCGUCGAGCGAGGUGCCCGAGGCGCUCGGCUGCGUCGCGCGGCUCGUGGCGGAGCCGACGCUGUGGGCAAACUCGAGCCUGCCCGGAGGCCGCGGCGGCCGCGGCGACAAGGAGAGCGAGCUCCGCCGCAUCGCCGCCCUCGGCAUCGAGCGCGGCGUCCUGCCUUCCUCGUGCGGCCGCUUCCUCACCACGCACACCACGCCGUGCGCGCGCUGCAAGGCGGACUGCGCCAAGCAGGAGCUCUCCGCGCCGCCGCUCGCGCAGGCGGCCCUGGUCCGCGAGGCAGCGCCCCGCCUCCCCCCAGCCAAGACCAAGCUGCCCGGCGGCGCUGCCGGCCUCGCCGCCGGCCUCGUCGCCGCCGCGGCUUUUCCGUUCGCUGUUGCGGGGAGGCGGGCGGGGAGGCUCCUGUUCAUACGCCCCCUCGCCAGGCGCCUGGCCCCGGAGCUGCCCGGGACAUUAUGGCGCGACGCAAGGGCAACACGAAGCACCGGCGACGGCGGCCGGAUUUGGGCCAGAUCGGUUUGCGCGUGUGACUAGAAUUGCGCGCCUUGGUACUCGAUAGCGGUCCCGCCGUAGCUCGCGCAUAGAAGCAGCAAGCUAGGCGGAGGCCGCAUCGCGUUCGCUGUAUACGUUUUACCCAAAACCGGAACAAAAAC